GAAGAGUUGCGAACACGGAAGUCAUCCAGGCUCUCAUUUUUAUCUGGACAGGAUUUUCUUCCUCGUGGAGACUGCUUCGGUGUAAUUUACUCUUUCUUUUGGCGGAAGUGUAAAUCGGAAUGGCAGGUAGUGAUGUGGCGGUCGGUGUGAACGGACUGAAAAGUUAACGGAGGGUUGAUAUCCGGCGCGGGUCAAUGGACGCCAGGACUUGAAGAGCUGCUGUUUUGACAGCUGGGUUAAGCCACCAGUACCCGUGUCUCUGUCUGACAGAAGAAACCGCUGAGAGCAGACAGCAGAGGAUUAAACUCGACAGAGCGAUUUAAUUUCUGCGUCUGCGAAGAUACCUCUUAAAGACAGGAGAGUCCUCCUUUUAGCUCUACUGCAUCCACUGGGUGUUUAUAGUCUCCUCUUCCUUGUCCACCUACCCACUGACAAGUGGGUAUGGCUUCUUCCCGGCUCAAGUACCUCUCUCUGGGCGUGCUGGUGUUCCAGACCACCUCCCUGGUGCUCACCAUGCGGUACUCCCGCACCCUGCAGGCCGAGGGCCCGCGGUACCUGGCCUCCUCAGCUGUGGUGGUGGCCGAGGUCAUGAAGAUCCUCACCUGUGUCCUGCUGGUCUUCAAGGAGCACAAUUACAGCAUGCGAGCUCUGAACAGCGUGCUGCGUCAGGAGAUCAUUCACAAACCCAUAGAAACACUGAAGCUGGCCAUCCCCUCUGGGAUCUACACACUGCAAAACAACCUGCUAUAUGUUGCCCUGUCCAACCUGGACGCAGCCACCUACCAGGUGACGUAUCAGCUGAAGAUCCUGACCACAGCUCUGUUCUCAGUGUCCAUGCUGGGCCGCAGGCUGGGUGUCUACCAGUGGCUCUCUUUGCUGAUUCUAAUGGCCGGAGUGGCUCUCGUGCAGUGGCCCUCUGAGUCUGCCGUGGCCCCAGAGAAAGAGGCCCCGUCUACAGGCUCCCAGUUUGUUGGUGUCACAGCAGUGCUGGUGGCAUGCUGCUCCAGUGGGUUUGCUGGUGUCUACUUUGAGAAGAUCUUGAAAGAGAGCAAACAGAGCGUUUGGGUCCGUAACAUCCAGCUAGGGAUGUUUGGCCUGGUGUUCGGUCUCUUUGGAAUGCUGGCCUAUGAUGGGGAAAGGGUGAGGGAGUCUGGGAUGUUUCAGGGAUACAAUACAGUCACCUGGACUGUUGUAGCACUGCAGGCCCUGGGUGGUCUGGUCAUAGCAGCGGUCAUCAAGUAUGCAGACAAUAUCCUCAAGGGCUUUGCUACAUCACUCUCCAUCAUCCUGUCAACUCUUAUAUCGUACUUCUGGCUGCAAGACUUCGACCCUACUGGUGUUUUCUUCCUUGGGGCCAUUUUAGUCAUCGUGGCCACUUUCCUGUACGGCUACGAAGGCAAGCCUUCCCCCAAUCCCAGCAGGGCAUAGGACAAUCACGGCUGAAACUACAGCAGCAGUAGGAGGUCGUGCUGAAGCGUCAAGACAUGAAGGGAAAGGAGGACAGAGGACUGGAGAAAAAAGAAGGGGAAAGGUCUUCAUCAUAUAUUUUGAAAACAUAUAGGAGGAGCAGAGGAAUAGAGAGAGAGGAGGUAAGCAGGUUUGGACCAGAGAGAGGUUUUUAAAAAACAUAAACGCUGUGAUGAGUCUCACACCACAAGUGCCUCAGCUGAGAAGUACAAGCAAUGAGAAAAGAAAACAGGAUUGUACGUUUUCUUCUGUGAUUACAACAGUAGAGCUAAUUCUGGCUGUCACAUCUGCAGAGGUAGAGAAACUAGACCGACUGAUUGUAUUCAUCAAGAACUAGUUUGACUACCAAUUACUGUUACUGCCACAUCACUCAACACACAUGUAAUAAAGGAUUAAGGAGCCAGAUUGAUGGGAGUUUCUAAAUAUUUUUCCAAGCCACAUUUUUCAUGUAGCCCACCUCCACCUUGCAGUAAUGUAAUGCUCCAACAAAUAUUCUUGUCCUAUUUUGGCCUCUAUAAGCAUAAUUCAGAGGCAUGAAUGAACUUCAGCUAUUGUUUACUCUAAAACUGUGUACAACACAUCAGAAAGCUCUGGCUUAGAUUGAUAAAGGUCUGGUUUUGCACGCUUUUGGCUUCAGUACUACAAAGGCUGGAUUUGUGCACAGCUUAGGAAGCCUGUCUGCCUGGGAGGCACAAUUCUGGGCUUAAAAAAAAAAAAGAAAACCCUGAAGAUUUACACUAUGGUAGUUGCAAUGACCAUAACUGGUAUUGUUUUCCAAGUCAUGGCUCUCGUGUUGCAUUUUCCAGCUAUUUUUGAAAUAUGGAGACUUUUUUGUUGCUAAGCAGCAUACAGUCAACGGGUUACCUCUGAUAACAUAUACAGUGAGUCUCAGUGUCUGGACUGUUACACUUGUACGGUUCUGGUUUGUCAGCCUGGUCAAGUCAAAUGUUUAACAGAGAGAAAAGAAUUAGGCUUACAUUUCAGAAAUAUUGUUUGAUGCUUUAACAGGUGGCUAAUUGAAGCUGUGUUUUUAUUUGAAAAGUUACACUGAAUAUUUGUAAGAUAAUUUGAACAACCUGAAAUCGUGUAAGUAUUAGCACCAGUUACAUUUCAAUCUAUAAAUGAAUUGUCGAUUUAACUUAUUCAUUAGGCUUAGGCUUAUUUUACUUUACAGACCCACUGGUGAUGGUUAGCGUCCAGCUCCUUAUGUCUUGUACUUGUGUAACAAUAUCUGCUGGUGAUUUUGUGGCAGAAUAAUCUGAAUGUGGUGCAAUGAAGUCUGGAACUGAUAGCUGAAGCUGGUUACAUCAGGCAUCUGACAUUAUUUACAUAGAAAGUAACAUUUGAUUGUAUGAUUUGAGUUUUUUUUUUUUUUUUUUUUUUAAACUUU
Molecule: messenger RNA, 2857 nt
Organism: Archocentrus centrarchus (flier cichlid)
Lineage: Eukaryota; Metazoa; Chordata; Actinopteri; Cichliformes; Cichlidae
Gene: slc35a3a
Product: solute carrier family 35 member A3a
Exons: 8
Coding region: 442-1428 (328 amino acids)
Biological process (GO): pyrimidine nucleotide-sugar transmembrane transport
Cellular component (GO): Golgi membrane
Molecular function (GO): pyrimidine nucleotide-sugar transmembrane transporter activity
Source: RefSeq, a predicted model, not a curated record